ACGUGCCAGAAAAAUUUUCCGAAACCACCGGCCUCAAACACCUUUCUCUACCUAUGCCGCCCAUUUUUCACUUUGAAAAAUUUGCCAAAUUCGCCUCUCUCCCAAACACCCAAGCUUUCUCUUUCUUUCCCCUUUUAUCCUCUGCUAACAGACCCUUCAUCACCGUCAAACACCAUUAAGCAAACCCCCAUUUCAUCCAUGCAAUGGCAGAGUCAAGAGAUAGAAUCACGAGAGCCAUUGAUAUAGCAGAAGUCUUCGCUCGAAGACGGUCUGGGCCUUUGGGAAUCGUCUCAGAUGAAGCACAGGAAUUGUUAGGCUCCCCUGGUCAACAAGCAGUUAUGCGUAGGCCAAUGGCCGUUAGUGUUACUACUUCUACGGCGCAUGGUGGAGGGAUCCGCAGGGAUAGCAUUUUUCGGACCCCAAGAUCCGGUAUUAGACGUGGACGGAAUCUUUACCGAUCGACGGCUCCGGGAAGAGAGAAUGCUCCGGCAACAGAGAGUACUGUGGGCCGUGGAAGAGGUCGAGCUACCGACAGUGUGUUACCUUCUUGGUACCCAAGAACUCCUCUCCGGAAUAUUACUGCUGUUGCGAGGGCCAUUGAAAGGAGGAGAGCUCGUUUAGGAGAUGGUGAAAGCCUUAUAGUUGAGAGCCCAAUAUCCCAGGAUGAAAGGGUUCUUAAUUCAAAUGUAUCUUCAGGUACUCAACUCGAGCACAAUUUCUCUACUCCAGCUUCAACUUCCAGAUUGAAGCCUUGUCCUCCAUCAGUCCGUAAUGUGUCAAAGAUUUUGCUUAAUGUCACUAAUCAGAAUGCUGAGGAAUCAGAGCUUCUUACACCCCAAAAGAAACUCUUGAAUUCAAUUGACAUUGUAGAGGAAGCUGUCAUGGAGGAAUUACAGAAAAUGACGAGGACUCCCAGCGCCAAGAAAGCAGAAAGACAAAAGAAAGUCCGUACUCUGAUGUCAAUGCGUUGAUCUCUAGUGCAUUAUGCAACCACAAGGAUUGGGAAGAUAGCAUCAGUGAGAGCAAUUGGAAGGCUAGAGAUUGCAAAUCACCCCGCAGUGGAAGCUGGCUAAUCAUCCUCUGAUGAUAUGUUUUAGAUACAUUACCAGGUUGCAUAGAUACUUUCUAUCUUUUUUUAUUUUUUUUAAAACAUUUCGACAUAUUACUAAACGUCUUCCUAUAGGAUCAGGAGGCAAUUUUCCUUCAAUCCUCACUGAAGGUCCUGCUAUAAGAUUGGUAGGCAAUCACGUUCUUCUCUCCUUCAUUCUUUGAAGGGACCAGUAUAGGAAUAGGAGGAUUUUGCUUCAACCCAUGUAGAUAAUACUUCUUGUUUGGACUUGCUUCACAUUUUUUUGGGCUCUAUAUUCAUGUUACCAUUCAAGUAUCAUUCGAAUUGGUGCUUCACU
This is a messenger RNA of Durio zibethinus, 1406 nucleotides long. Its product is annotated as protein POLYCHOME-like. Gene Ontology annotation, biological process: negative regulation of ubiquitin protein ligase activity; regulation of nuclear division. The record is from RefSeq and is a predicted model, not a curated record. Lineage: Eukaryota; Viridiplantae; Streptophyta; Magnoliopsida; Malvales; Malvaceae. Gene Ontology annotation, cellular component: nucleus.